UAUCCUCUUAAAUAUCCGACCACGAUGAUAGGAUAUAACAGAGGAAAGCUCCCAUCGUCCAAUCAAGCAGCUCCCGUAGCUAUGGCGGACAACGACACAGAAGCAGCAUUGCUCUCCAAGCCUUCUAAGGAUGAGGCCUGCAAGGAAGAGGCACCAAAGAGCAUCUCGGCUAAACAUGUGGCGUUAGUGGUGGUGGUGGCCCUGACCUCUGUGACCCAGGGCACGGCGACCAAGGGCUGGACCGCCGUGCUGCCCAAGAUGCAAAACGACACUCAAACCUUCACGGUCACCGACGACGACGUGGCGUGGCUCGUGUCCAUGACGUCCAUCGUGGGCAUCUUCGCCUCGCUGUGCACGGGGCCGCUGGUGGAGUGGGCGGGGCCGCGGCGGGUCCUGACGAUCACCACGGGCAUCACCACCUUCUUGUGGCUGCUGCUGGCCUUUCCGCCCCACAAGGCCGUCCUCUUCAUCGCCAGGGCGGCGCUGGCUGCCUGCGUCUACGUGAUCGUCACCAUACUGCAGCCCCUGGUGGCGGAGCUCAGCCCGAGUAGAGUCCGGGGCCUCACUUCCUCCACGCCGGAGAUCUCAGGCUCACUCGGGGCAUUGAUCGGCUACCUGGUGGCCUCCCUGACGCCCUGGGACGUGGCCACAGCGCUGUGUACGCUGACGGCGGCCGUGAUGGUGGUGCCCUUGCUCUUCGUUCCGGAGUCGCCCUACUGGCUGGUGCGGCGCGGCAGGACGCAGGCGGCCAAGGCGGCGCUGCAGCGGUUGGUGGGCUCCGAGGCCGUGGCGGAGGACGAGCUGUCAGCCAUCAGCAGCAUGCCCACCGCCACACAGACCUCCCUAACGCAGCAGGUGACGCACCACUUGAUCUGUACUGGAAAUAAUGGAUAAUACUGUACUGGGGCUGUACAAAGGUCAGCACCUUCCCCUCCCUCCCUUCCACCACCAAUACUGCUUAUGGGCAAUAACGUGUCCACCACUGUCUCGGCCGCUCUGCUUUGUCUCUCCAACACAACGCCUCAGCAACUCUGUGGACCGCUCGGCGUGUCUUGUGUGUGUGUCUUGUCUGUGUGUUUUGUCUGUGUGUCUUGUCUGUUGCUGACGCUGCUGGGUCUGGCUUCCAUCGCGCUGUGUUUU
Messenger RNA from Eriocheir sinensis (Chinese mitten crab), 1140 nucleotides. Its product is annotated as facilitated trehalose transporter Tret1-like. Gene Ontology annotation, molecular function: transmembrane transporter activity. The record is from RefSeq and is a predicted model, not a curated record. The transcript is spliced from 5 exons. NCBI's taxonomy places the organism in Eukaryota, Metazoa, Arthropoda, Malacostraca, Decapoda, Varunidae. Gene Ontology annotation, cellular component: membrane. Gene Ontology annotation, biological process: transmembrane transport. Bases 25 to 894 code for a protein of 289 amino acids.